Messenger RNA from Halteromyces radiatus, 1131 nucleotides. RefSeq lists its product as uncharacterized. The record is from RefSeq and is a predicted model, not a curated record. The transcript has a single exon. NCBI's taxonomy places the organism in Eukaryota, Fungi, Mucoromycota, Mucoromycetes, Mucorales, Cunninghamellaceae. Bases 123 to 920 code for a protein of 265 amino acids.
AAAAUCUCUCUUUUCUUCUUCUUUAUUUCUUUUUCUCUCUCUCUUUAAUUUUUUUUUUCUUAUCUUAUUAUUAUUUUGAAUCAUUUAUUGUAUGUAUCAUUCAUUUUUUGUUUAUUCCCUUUAUGAACUUGGUUGCUUCUUCAAACGUCCCUCCUCAUAUUGAGUCACCUACUUGGUUUAAACGACUUUUAUCUCGAUGGCCUAGAAAACGCGAUACUGCUACUUCAAUAGCUGCUGCAACUGAAAAAUAUAUUCGACAUACUUCCACCAUUCAAUGUGAAAAUUUGACUGCCAAAGAAUUUGCUCAUUUGACCGGGAUCCAUCUUAAAGAUGAAGAAGAAGAUGAUGACAACUAUUCACAAACAACACGUUCUGCUUUAUUACAUGUUCAUACUCCUACUGCUACUAUUCGUUCUAGUCGUACUACUGCAUCAUGUAAAAAACCAAGAAUAUGGGAUCAAGAUUUUUGGCAACAUCAACAAAAAUCAUCUCAUCUUUCAAGAACGAAUACUGUAUCAUCAUCAUCAACACCAGCCACAAGCAAUACGACAGAAUCCUCUUCAUCUUCGUCUCACCAUACCACUUUGUCGGCGAUUUCUGGCUUUUCAUCCAUGUGUUCAGCCACCACGACAUUGACUACAUGUAGUGGUCAUGAAGCAUUUUUGACUCAAUUAAGACGUAAAUCAACUCAACUUUCAAGUUAUUCUAUAGAUGGUAGACCUUGCUCUGUUAUUCAAAAAGGAAGAUUCAAGAUCGUAGUUGGUGACCAUCCUAAUCAAGAAGAUGAUGCUAUCGUAGGACAAGAACAACAGUCUGACCCGGUCAUCGUCACACCUCCUGUCCUGGAAUGGAAACGCAAGCGAUCACAAGAAGCGUCAUGUACUACCUUAUCAGAUGAACCCACUUUGUGUAAAGAUUGAUUGAAUCUUGUAGAUAUAUACCCAUCAUCUUUUUUUUUUUUUAUUUACAACAUUACCAUCAUUAUUAUUAUUAUUAUUUUGUAUGCCCCUUUAUAUAUAUAAUAUAUAUAUAUAUAUAAAUAUGCUUCUCGUUUAUAUUUAUUUAUACCUCCCAUUGUAAAUAGUUUACCUAUGUUUAUUAUUUUUAUUUUUAUUUUUAUUUAUAUAUUUU